UUGUGCCAGUGGGACUCCGGUGCUGACAGGUGAGUUUACCGCUGCAAGUUAGUGAGUGGAGCUUCUUUAUCACAGGAAGUUCAUUCCGUUAAGGAUUCACCUUUUGAGACUGUUGGACAAAUCACAGCGACGUCCCCACCUUACAAAGCGAGAGCUCCCGUCGGUUCUCCAGAAUGUUCUCUUUGAGGAAAGUAUUUUAUAGGUAACACUCAAUCACCGGGGACUGUGACGUGGAGAUGGUCACUUGGGCCGCCUUGCUGACAGUAUGCAUAUGGAUACAAACACAGACAGCCUCGGGACAACACACGUGUGCUUCAAAUCCACGCGGACUGGUGAAUUUCAAUGUAAAAUACUCCCUCCCCCAUUUCCAAACAGACAAACCUAUACAGAACAUAGCAGUGAACAGGGAUGUGAACCCUCAAGAGGUGUAUGUCGCAAGCCAGAAUGUGAUAGAGGCGGUGAACGAUGCUAUGGAAAAGAUAUGGGAGGUGAAAACUGGACCUGUUGGCAGUCCUGACUGUGAAACCUGUCAGGUGUGUGAUGUAGAAAUAGAUCCGGAAGAUCCGGUGGAUACAGACAAUGAGGUUCUGCUUUUGGAUCCUGCUGGAUUUCUCUUGCCUUACUUGUACAUUUGUGGGAGUACGCAGCAUGGGAUCUGUCACUUCAUAGAUAUUAGCACUCCACAGCCCCAGCCUCAGUGUUUAUACAAAAAGCAACAAAACUCUCCAAGCAGCUGUCCAGACUGUCUGGCCAGCCCCCUUGGCACCAAAGUCACAAUCGUCGAAGAUGGAGUCACAUCGUUCUUCUUUGUAGCAGCCUCUGUCAAUGACAGAGUGACACAGAGGUAUCCAAGGAGGUCGAUAUCAGUGGUGAGGCCGCUUUCAACCGAGGAUGGCUUUCACAUGGUCAUGAACGCCCUGACAGUGCUCCCAAGUCUACGGGACUCUUACAAGAUUGAUUACAUCUACAGUUUCUCCACCAAGGAUUACGUCUACUUCCUGUCCCUGCAGCGAGAAAAUCCAUCCAAGAGUAAUUCAGCUUUUCAGACUCGACUGGGACGACUGCCGAUAAUAAUUCCAGAGGUGUGGAUGUACAGGGAGUUGGUCCUGGAGUGCCGCUAUGAGCCAAAGCGCAGGAGGAGAAGGAGAGAUAGUUUCAGGGACAUUGUAUACAACGGGCUACAGGCGGCACACUUUGGGCGAGCGGGGAAAGACUUGGCAUUGGAGCUGAGGGUGAGCGAGUCGGAGGACAUUCUCUAUGGGGUGUUUGCUGAGGUGAAUGAGCAAGGUGAACCUCAAAAAAACUCUGCCCUGUGUGCCUUCCCUUUGACCCAUGUGAACUAUGAGAUUGAUAAAGGCGUGGACGCCUGCUGCAAGUCAGGUCCGGAGCAGCUGUCCAGAGGUCUUUGUCACUUCCAGCAAUGUGAGAGCUGCCCACAUGAAAGCUCUGGAGGUAAUGACACAUGCACUGCCAAACCCACUCUGGUGUCAAAGCCAUACUACAGAUUAGACCUCUUCAACAGGCAGAUGAGAGAUGUCCUUUUCACCGCUGUCCUGGUCACCACCACUGGGAAUCACACGCUGGGCCACUUUGGUACCUCAGACGGCCGGAUACUGCAGGUGAUUCUUACUCUGUACAGGCCUAUUGUCUUCGCCAACUAUUCUCUUGGAGAGACCGAAGUGUCCAGGACAGCAGCUGUGUACUCAGACGAUUUACUUCUCUUCACAGUGGGAAAUAAGUUGUUCAAGGUGCCGUCUGCAGGACCAGGGUGUGCGCAUUUUAUGACAUGCUCCAUGUGUUUGAUGGCUCCACACUUCAUGAACUGCGGCUGGUGUUCAGGAAUCUGUUCGAGGCAGAGCAAGUGUACCUCACAGUGGAACAAAGACUCGUGCGCACCUGUCAUAACAGAGUUUUUCCCUAAAAUGGUACCUGCUGGUGCUGAAACAGAGGUGACACUGUGCGGCUGGGAUUUUCAGUCUCCUCUGCGACCUGCCAUUAUCAGUGGGAAAACCCACAUCAUCACAGUGGGCACUGGGACGUUGUGUACAGUCCUGCCUGGAAGGAGCAGUAGUGAAGUGCUAGUAUGCAAGACACAGGAAAAUACACCAAACCAGAACCUUACAAUCACUCUGGAAGUUCACGAGGGAGAAGUGGAGGGCCGCUACUCAAUUGAUGGCACAGCUCAGAUACCUGGCUUCUCUUUUGUGGAGCCUAGCAUAACAGAAAUCAGGCCUGACCAUGGACCCUUGUUUGGAGGAACGAUGGUUACACUGACAGGCAGAUAUCUUAAUUCUGGGAUACAGAGAGAGGUCUUCAUCGCUGACAAAAAGUGCAACAUUCAGAGUCCUCCUGAAGGAAGUGAGACCUCUUCAGUCGUCUGCUACACACCAGCUGCAGCAGGUGCUGGGAAGGUACCUGUGAAAAUCAUCAUUGACAACUUUCAAGUGACAACCUCUAAGAUGUUCUCCUACAAGAAAGACCCUGUUAUAACCUCUGUGUAUCCUCACUGCAGUUUCCAAAGUGGCUCCAAGCUGGUGAUAGUGGGUCAGAAUCUUGACUCUGCUCACAAAACUGUGGUUCAGUACAUUUCCAAAAAUCGCAACCUGCCACCUCUAGAACGAGUGUGCAGCGGCACAAUGAAUGCCACACAUAUGGAGUGCUGGGCUCCUGCUCUUCCAGAGGAAAUGCCAGAAGAAAAGUCUGACACAGGAGGGAUCUUUAUUCACAUGGAUGGGAAGCGUAACCUCUAUAAGAGACGUCUGGACUACCACCCCGAUGCCACAAUCAUUCCCUUUGAAAAUGAUGACCAUGAACUGCCUCUAAAGCCAGGAGAGACAGAAGUUUCACUGCAUCAUAGCAAUUUGAAUACAGUGAGCACAUGCAUGAAGAUCAUAAUGACAAUCGGGGGUGUGAACUGCAAUGCUCAGGUUCUGUUAAAUGAGCUGACCUGCAGGAUUCCUAAAGGCCUGGUUAUUCCCAAUGAGGGGCUGCCUGUCAAGGUGUCUGUGAAUGGGGAAAUUUACGAUGUGGGCAGAGUCGUCAACGACGACAACAACAAUAGCACCAUGAUUGCGGGCAUUCUCCUGGGCAUCAUCGCUGCAUUAGUGCUAGGUGCUGGCCUUGCAUUAAUGGUGAUGAUACAUUUGAGGAAGAAAAAGAGAGCCAACAUAGAGAAUCGUUUAUCAACAAUGCUUUCACGGAGCCGCAUGGUCAGCGGUGCUGAUAUAUCCCCGACUGGUGACUACAGACGAGUGGAUCUGUCCAAUCAAACAUCCGGUUCAGGAAUGGCCUUCCAAGGUUUAUUGUAUGCUGCCAGCUACGAUCAUCUGGCCGUUCCUUUAAUGCCACGGGACAAUAUCUCAAUGGUCAGUCUGAGCUCUGAUCUUCUUGAAGAGGUUAAAGAUGUCCUGAUCCCUGCUGAGAUGCUGCGAAUUGAGGAUAGCCAGAUUAUCGGCAAAGGCCACUUUGGGACAGUUUAUCAUGGUUUCUUGAUAGACAGCAACAAGCAAGAGAUCCACUGUGCUGUGAAGUCCCUGAACAGGAUCACAGAUGUGGGAGAGGUGGAUCAGUUCCUCAGAGAGGGCAUCAUCAUGAAAGGUUUCCACCACCCCAACAUCCUGUCUCUGCUGGGCAUCAUGCUGCCCAAAGAAGGGCUCCCUCUGGUGGUUCUACCGUACAUGAAGCACGGGGAUGUGCGUCAUUUCAUCCGCUCCGAGAAAAGGAACCCAACUGUGAAAGACCUGAUAGGCUUUGGGCUUCAGGUUGCCAAGGGGAUGCAGUAUUUAGCCCAGAAGAAAUUUGUCCACAGAGACCUGGCUGCACGUAACUGCAUGCUGGAUGAAACCUUCACAGUAAAGGUGGCUGACUUCGGCAUGGCAAGGGACAUCUACGACAAGGAGUACUACAGCAUUCAAGAUCACAAACGGGUAAAGCUGCCAGUGAAGUGGAUGGCCAUCGAAAGCCUGCAAACGCAAAAGUUCACUACCAAGUCUGACGUGUGGUCAUAUGGGAUUUUAAUGUGGGAGCUGUUGACCAGAGGUGCUAGCCCAUAUCCAGAUGUGGAUCCAUAUGACAUCACUCACUAUUUGUUGAAGGGACGCCGGCUUCCUCAGCCACAGUUUUGCCCUGAUGCUCUCUAUUCCAUCAUGCUGACAUGUUGGGACCCGGAGCCCGAGUGCAGACCUGACUUCAAUAGCCUAGUUACAGAAGUACAACAAAUCCUGUCCUUUCUGGAAGGAGAGCACUACAUCAGUCUGAAGGUGAACUAUGUCAACUUAGACCAGCCGAGGCCGUACCCGUCUCUGACUGGAUCUGCAGAUGAAGCUGAGGCCUCAGACCUGGACACAGACAGUCAUGCUGCCAGCUGAGAGUGCGCAGUCCUGAAACUCUCUGAUAGGAAUGCAGGAUCCGGGUUUCAUUUGGACAGCAUACAAGAAAAGGGAGAGGUUAGCCUGGAUCCAGUCAUGCGUCACAUAAACUGCUGAUCAUGUCUGCAAACCUGAGCACAUGGAAGGUUUGGCUACUGAUUUAAAAGACACUGUAGGUACUAUAAACUCUUAACGGAGCUGGGACAAAUUUAUGCUGGAAGUUCUCCAUUCAUGUUUUAUUAGUUGCAAAAUAUGACAACGUGCAUGGAUUGAUAACUGAAUGGGCCUAUGGGGCACAGGCCAAGGAGUCCCCCCCACUCACCCAUGGGUUUUCGCCUGCAAACUGUCACUCAUAUUCACGCUGCAGACCAGGAAGAGACUCAGAAUAACCACAAAGAAACAAAACGACUACAAAGAGACUCACAGCCGUUAUAAAAAGAUACAAAACAUCCACAAAGAGACACAAAAUGAUUAUAAAGAGACACAAAAUGACCACAAAGAGAAACAAAAUAAGUACGAGACACAAAGCAACUACAAUCAGAAACAAAAUGACAAAAAGAGGCUUAACAGCUAUAAAGUCUGUGUGUCUUGCCCCUGUGUAGGAGAGGUGGCGGGGCCUUUUGCGUGUCUGUGCCCAGGGACUCAUUAUCUCAUUAUGUAGAUGGAAGUUUUGAAUAUUUUGUUUCAAACAUCUGAAGCACAAGUGUGACAAAAUGAAUGUAAAACGGGCUUUUGUUCUCAGACUAGAAUAGGAUGUGGGGCUACAUGAGAUCAUGCGCUGUUAUAGAAAUGUGUGUCUUAAAGCUACUGUAUUACACCGUAAUACAGACAAAGGGUCCAUAAAUGCUGACAUGUGCUCAAGGGUCAAUGUUUUUAAGGUUUUGGACACAAUUUUCUUGCUAUAUGGGGACAUAACAAAGAUUAUAUCCCUUUAUAUAGGAUACAGAAUGUAGACAAUACAAUGGGACGUGCACAUGUGAAAUCUGGAUCUGCUCAGAUUUAGAGCUAUUGAUACUCUGCCAAAAGCUCUGCACCUACUUAAUUAUACAGUGAGCUGUCAGCGCUGCUCUGGUAUCAACUGAGGCUUUGAAACACAUGGAGUACCUGUCAUCAUCACUAGAGGGCAACCGACGCCUCCUUCUGAAGCACACUUCAGUUGCUGCUGCAGUGACGUCUGCAACACAACAGCAGACAGCUCAACACAAGGAUGUUACACAAACAGUGCAACUAUAUUCAUCUGAAGCUCUGAACAAACUCAGCCUUUCAACUCGAUCAGCAGAUCGUAGCAUUCUGUCCUUAAGGCACAUUUUCUCCUGCAUGUAUUAAAAUGAUCAUCACGGCAAAUCAGACAAUCCAAGGAAUUUUAUGCACUGAUUGUUCAACUUUUACUGACAAUGCAGUAUUUGAUUUAAAAAAGUUUAUGUUGACCAGCAAGCUUUCUACUAGCUUUAAUAGAUUUGGUUCUGAUGUACAUGAUUUUUGACAUUGCUGCAUUUUCUCUCCUUCCUACCAAGAUUGAACUGGUGUUUCUUUUUCUCUAGGUUGCACUGUAAAGAGUGUUUUGUACAGACAAAUGCUGGGUACUUGUUUGUAAAGCGUGUCAACAAAUUAAA
Epinephelus moara (kelp grouper) is the source of this 5980-nucleotide messenger RNA. RefSeq names its product macrophage-stimulating protein receptor-like. Lineage: Eukaryota; Metazoa; Chordata; Actinopteri; Perciformes; Serranidae. The coding region runs from base 237 to 4367 and encodes 1376 amino acids. The transcript has 21 exons. Gene Ontology annotation, cellular component: membrane; signaling receptor complex. The record is from RefSeq and is a predicted model, not a curated record. Gene Ontology annotation, molecular function: protein binding; transmembrane receptor protein tyrosine kinase activity; ATP binding. Gene Ontology annotation, biological process: nervous system development; cell migration; protein phosphorylation.